Molecule: messenger RNA, 1945 nt
Organism: Seriola dumerili (greater amberjack)
Lineage: Eukaryota; Metazoa; Chordata; Actinopteri; Carangiformes; Carangidae
Gene: ca14
Product: carbonic anhydrase 14
Exons: 12
Coding region: 8-1141 (377 amino acids)
Cellular component (GO): plasma membrane
Molecular function (GO): carbonate dehydratase activity; zinc ion binding
Source: RefSeq, a predicted model, not a curated record
GGCUAAUAUGGGUCUUUUUAUACUUCUAAUGCUUCUGUGUUUCCAGUGGACAGCUGCCCCUGCUGCUGAUGAAAUUACCUGGACUUACACUGGCUUGGUGGGUCAGUCUGAGUGGUCCGCGUAUUUCCCUGACUGCCGUGGUACAUCUCAGUCCCCAAUUGACGUGGUAACCACCCAGACGAAAUAUGACCCCAGUUUGAUCCCUCUGACCCCGCUGGGCUACAGUCAGCAUGGCAACAAGCCCUUCACUCUGUACAAUAAUGGACACACAGCUGUGAUUGAGCUGCCAGAGUGGAUGGGACUAGGGGGGCUGCCCUGGCUCUUUACAGCUGUACAAAUGCAUCUUCACUGGGGCAGCGGCGGCCCGAGCCAUGGGGGCAGUGAACACACCAUCAACGGACUGAGUGCAGAUGCAGAGCUUCACGUGGUUCACUACAACUCUGAACUCUACCCCAACAUGUCUGCAGCAAUGACACAGAGGGACGGCCUAGCUGUUUUAGGAAUUCUCAUCGUGACAGGUGAGGAGACGAACCUGGCAUUUAACAGCAUCCUCAACUACCUGAGCCGCAUCAGACAUGCAGACCAGAAAGUGCCCAUCCCAGCCUUUGACAUCCAAUCCCUGCUCCCUAAGGACCUGGGACGCUACUAUCGCUACAAUGGCUCCCUAACGACGCCGCCCUGCUAUCAGAGUGUGAUCUGGACGGUGUUCCAUGAGAGGGUUCAGAUCUCAAAGGCACAGCUGCUGAAAAUGGAAACAAUACUUUACUCCAGUAAAGCUGAUAAUCCCGACAGGAUGCUGCUGCAGGACAACUACCGUGCAACACAGCCGCUCAACCACAGGGUCGUCUUCGCUUCCUUCUCCGCAGAAGCAUGGAAGGAGCUAUCUUCUGGUGAAGUCACAGCCAUAGUGAUAGGAGUGAUGUGUGGCUGUGUAGGUCUGGCAGUAAUUAUUCGCUUCAUCGUGAAGACAAUACGCUCUACCUCUAGCUGGGACGUCCUGCCCAGUAACCGGCCUGCUCCCAUGCCAAGGAUGAAGGAACCAGAGAAAGCAAAGGAGAAAAAACAAGACAUGGCUCUGAACUCGACCUCUGAAGCAGAAAAGAAAGAAGAGCCCUCACCGUCUCUUCAGACCGAGCCCUAGCUGACAGCAUGGACCACUUCAGGCCUUGUUCAGACACUCAAACGCUCUCUUCUUCCCUCCAGUCAUGAUGUUAUCACUGAUCCAUGUCUCCUCAGGGGACAGUUAGCAAACAUGUUCUCACAACAUGUCAUAAAAAGCAGCAGGAAAAACCAUUUUAUAAACAGUGAGGGAAGGAUGUAAACUGGACACAGGACAAAUCACCUGCUGCCCUGAUUACUUAACUGUUUUUCAGUAUUAUUUUUCCACCCAAAUUCAGAAGAGCAGUCUUGGUAUCAGACAUUUCUUCAGUUUACACUUGAAGCACAUGGUGUAAAUAUGUCAGUUUGCUGGCUCUGAGUUGUAUGUUUGCUCUUGCAAUGCCUGGGUUGCAUGAUUGGUUCAUGUAAAUACUUUGUAAAAUAUAUAUUUUGUUGUUUUUUUCACAUUUGGCUGUUAUUUCAUCUUGUUCAUCCUGCCUUGAAACACAAACACACUGUACUGUAUGAAAUGUUAUAGACUCGUUUAUUGUUUAAGUAAUAAUCAAUAUAAUGUUGACAUUAAAACACACAAGAGUUAAAGCAGAGUAAACUAAAAUUGUAUGAUUAAAGUCUAAAGUGAUUUGAAGCACGUUUGAUUUGUAUAUAGUGAUGCUGUCCGAACAUAUUGGCUCUGAAUUUAAAUCAGCAGAUUAUGUUGUAAAUGGAUGAGUUAUAUUUAUGUACAUGUGUUCAUUCUAUUGGAAGAAUGAUUUUCGGUGCCAUAUCAUUGUUGUCUGAAUGAUGUUUUUGCUGUAUAUAAAUUGUCAGUAUGGGCACCACAUUAAAA